UAUAUAAAUUUGUACAAAAUAUAAUUACAUAUAUAAUACACCGACCCAAUGGACCAAUAAGUCACCUUUUACUUUUAGUUCAAUAUAAGUGUUCUAAUAUCACGUGUCAAUAUAUUUUAUUUGGUAUUUUAGUUUAAAACGGAUGUAAUUUUUGUUUACAUCACAACCAUUCAGGAAUUGAUAAAGUUUAUAAAACGUUGCAUCUUGAAAUCUUGAGGAGUUGGACAUCAUGUGUUCUAUUUCAAUCGCUAUAUAAUAAUAGUAUACUAACAUGCAUGACUAAAGUAUCUAGAUACAGCUUAACCAACGAGUGAUAUAUUAAGAGAUUAUGAACCUGAAGAGGACAUUUCACAUUAUUAGACGGACCCUGCACAUUGCGAGUAAAAUAAAGAAAUAUGAAGCUGUAGACACCAACAGUAUAACUUUCCAGAAAGUAAAAGUUGAUGAUUAUUACCAAGUGUUGUCUAUAAGAUCACCUGAAGAUGUUUAUGAGGGAUACGAUUACUUACCAGACCGCUUCCAUAAACUUAUUAGCAGUUCCUCAAUUGAAGGUUACGCAGCCUCUAUCGACAACAAAAUGGUUGCAUUCCAACUAGUAAAUCUUUUGGACGAUGGUCACACGGUCUUAAAGCAAGCUGGACGAGUGACUACAGAAUAUGAAGGAACAGGAAUAUACAACGCGCUUGAUACAUUUACACAACACAAGUAUAAUGUAUUGGGUAGACAAAGAACUUUCUCUUUUGACGCACACAACCAAACUUUGAUGAAACAUCUUUCUGCUAGAAAAAUGUACACAGUCAUGUCAAGAGAUGUAACAGCGUAUCAUGUAAAGUCUCACAGAGAAAUACUAAAAAACAACACAACUGGAACAAACAACGACAACACUAUAUUUCCUGUCCAUCUGAAGGAAGUCUUCAAAUCAGAGAAAACGAGUAGCGAACUUUUCCCGGAAGGUAGAAUGCUUUGUUUCUAUGUUCCAUAUAAACUAAAAGAUUCCAACAUACCACUGAUAUACUCUCAAGGAACGAAAGUUCUAGGAUCAGUUACUGAAGGCUCCCUGUUAGUGACAGCAGGGACAAGCUUCCAAUGUAACAAAGGACAUGUAUUUGUACUUGACGUAUACGGAACUUUAAACGAAACAUUUGUAAAGCACCUACUACAGCAUUUACGACAUGUGGACCUACGAUAUUUUAAUGAGCCAAUGGAAAUCAACGUACAUUGUAUGGAUUCUGGAAACCAGUAUAUAACUGAUGCUAUGAGCCAACUUGAUAUUCAAAAAGACGAAGGUUUCAGAGAUGUUCAUCAUGUAGCUACCGCUGAAAUGAAUGAGAAAUACUUAUUUCAGUGGUAUUAACGUACCCAUUACAGCUAAUUUCCUAAUGCAUGUAAAGCAAGUAUUUGGUUAGCUUGUUUGCUUUAUUUGUAUAAUGUACAAUUGUUUGUAUUUUGGAUAUAGUCCAAUUAAAUUUUGUAUAUGAUAUAUACAGGUUGAAAUAUGCCUAUAUACAUUGUUUAAAGAUGUCAAUGUUAAUUACAAAGUUAAAGCUAAAACUAAAGUUUAAAUAAACAGAGCAAGCAAGCCUACCAAAGUUUUACUCUACAAGCAGUAGGAAAUUAGCUGUAAAAGCGAACAGAGAUUAACUUAUUUUACUUAUUUGAAAUUAUUAAGAUCGGAAUUAAUAUAUGAUUGUCAAAUGAUGUAAACCAUAACCUGAAUAUCCAACUAAACUAUUUUCAUAUUGCUAUAUUAUAGUAUAACUAUGCAUCACUCCAAAAUGAUACUUUUGUUGAAAGAUAUGUAGCUAAUUGUAGCAAAAGAACCUUCAUGUAAGUUGUUGUAAAACUUGUCUUUUACUUGGAGAGAAAGAAAAAAAUGUAAAUGUAAAUGUUUUAGAACAAAGAUGUCAAAAAGGACUUUUCGUAGUCAAGUUACAAUUUUAUAUUUUUACUUUUGACAUAUUGCUUUUUUUAUUUUUGCUAUACACUGUGUAUUUCUAUUUUUACGUAAAACUAUGUAUAAAUAUGGUUAAAAGUCACUCCAAAGAAUAUUAAACGUUUAGCUCGUUCGCUACGCUCAUCCGCUAAAGAUUCACAUCACCACUGAUAUUUUACAAUAUAAAUGAGAAGAAAUUCCGAUAAUCUAUGUUUAUCUUUUACAAACUGAGGUAUCUUACAUGGUGACGAAGAAGGUCAACGGACUUAUUAACUAUUUUGUUAUUUUUGUUAUUUUUUUUUAUUAAUAGCGGCCACCAAUUACGCCUCAAUGUGAUAUUCAGAUUUGGGAGUCUUUACUGUUGGUUCCCCUACUUAGAACCAACCCCUGUAUCUGAGUAAAAACCAGGUUUAAUUGUUUUACUUAUAUUAUUUAACAUAUUUUUCUUAGUAUAAUUGCAUUUAUUUAUCAUUAUU
This is a messenger RNA of Mytilus trossulus (common blue mussel), 2409 nucleotides long. RefSeq lists its product as uncharacterized. Bases 329 to 1354 code for a protein of 341 amino acids. The transcript has 3 exons. The record is from RefSeq and is a predicted model, not a curated record. Lineage: Eukaryota; Metazoa; Mollusca; Bivalvia; Mytilida; Mytilidae.